GUAGCUUUGGUACCUUUUGCCCAGCUCUCCAGCGUACUGGACCAGAGGACAACUCAUCAUGAAGCUUCUCACCCAUAUUCUGUUUAUGUGCCUGGCCCUUGCUCUGACAUGGGCUAAUCAUCAAAACGCAGACGAACAUCAUGGAGCUGACCUCGACCGCUGUAAAGGCCUUGAAAUGGACGCUGUUGCACUGAACGAGGAGGGAAUCCCUUACUUUUUCAAGGGUGACCACCUGUUUAAGGGCUUCCACGGCAAGGCGGAGCUGUCGAACGGGUCUUUCUCCGAGUUGGAUGACCACCACCAUCUGGGCCAUGUGGAUGCUGCUUUCCGCAUGCACUAUGAGGACGAUCCCACCCACAACCACAUGUUCUUCUUCCUGGACAACAAAGUGUUCAGGUAUUACCAACAUAAUCUGGAGGCGGGCUACCCCAAGGACAUCUCCGAGGUCUUCCCUGGAAUCCCAGACCACCUGGAUGCUGCUGUGGAGUGUCCGAAGCCGGAGUGCGAAGAAGACUCUGUGAUCUUCUUCAAGGAAGACGACAUCUACCACUACAAUGUGAAAACCAAGGCAGUGGACAAGAAAGAGUUUAAGUCCAUGCCGAACUGCACGUCUGCUUUCCGCUUCAUGGAGCACUACUACUGCUUCCACGGGCACAAGUUCUCCAAGUUCGACCCAAAGACCGGCGAGGUGCACGGGAGAUACCCUAAAGAGGCCCGCGACUACUUCAUGAGGUGCUCCAAGUUUGGUGAUGACAGCGACCAUCUGGACAGGGAGCGCUGCAGCCGCGUUCACCUGGAUGCUGUUACAUCUGAUGACAACGGAAACAUUUAUGCAUUCAGAGGCCACCAUUUCAUCCGCAAAGAUGACAACGACACGCUGACGUCUGACACCAUCGAGAACGCCUUCAAAGAGCUGCACAGCGAGGUCGACGCUGUUUUCUCCUACCAGGAUCACCUCUACAUGAUCAAGGAUGACCAGGUGUUCGUUUACAAAGUUGGCGAGCCACACACCCACCUGGAGGGUUAUCCCAAACCUGUGAAAGAGGAGCUGGGCAUCGAGGGCCCCAUUGAUGCCGCGUUUGUCUGCCAGGACCAUCACAUUGCUCACAUCGUCAAAGGUAGAGACAUGUACGACGUAGACAUGAGCGUCACCCCCCGGGUUCCCGCUAACCAGCGUCCAAUCUCUCUUUUCAAGAAGGUGGACGCUGCCAUGUGCGGUCCUGGGGGAGUUAAAGUGAUCUCUGGAUCCCACUUCUACCACUUUGACAGCGUCAUGCUGCUUGUGGCCUCCAGGGCCCUGCCUGAGCAGCACAGAGUAUCUCUGGAGCUGUUCGGCUGCGAUCACUGAGUAACUGAGAGAGGACUGAACGAACGGUGCAGAGCACCACAAACAACGAAGUGGAACACGGAAAAACAAACCAGCACCUACAGAGUCUGGCGAGAAGCGACUUUGUGUGGCUUCUGAUUCCACGCUCUCUCAGAUGAUACAGUGUUUCGUGCAACUCGCUUCCCUUCUGCGUCUUACCUCAAAAAUAAACGGAAACAUUUCUCAUUUCUUUUAGGAGGGAUUCUACUGUUCACGCAUUCUGUGGCAACCUAUGCAAAGAGUGCUUUCAACAUGUUCAGUGGCAAUACAUGUUUUUCUGUGAUUCAUUUUGUACAGUGAGGCGGGGAAUAAAGACAUGUGGCAAUCACCA
Messenger RNA from Fundulus heteroclitus (mummichog), 1697 nucleotides. RefSeq names its product hemopexin a (gene hpxa). Gene Ontology annotation, biological process: heme transport; intracellular iron ion homeostasis. The record is from RefSeq and is a predicted model, not a curated record. The transcript is spliced from 10 exons. The coding region runs from base 59 to 1348 and encodes 429 amino acids. Gene Ontology annotation, molecular function: heme transmembrane transporter activity. NCBI's taxonomy places the organism in Eukaryota, Metazoa, Chordata, Actinopteri, Cyprinodontiformes, Fundulidae.